Molecule: messenger RNA, 1512 nt
Organism: Cloeon dipterum
Lineage: Eukaryota; Metazoa; Arthropoda; Insecta; Ephemeroptera; Baetidae
Product: transmembrane protein 235
Exons: 7
Coding region: 96-953 (285 amino acids)
Cellular component (GO): membrane
Source: RefSeq, a predicted model, not a curated record
CCUUUCAGUGCUCGAGUAGUGAGGCAGUCGGCAGGAGCAGCGAUCCAGCAGUCGGGAAAUAUUUGCAUCUAUAGUGCGUCGGAUUGCGGAAAAGCAUGCCGUGCUCCGCGAUAACCCUGUCCCUGGCCACCAUCACGGCGAUAGUGUCCGUGGCCAUGCUGGCCAUCGCCUUUUCCACGGAUAACUGGCUCUUCUACGAGGUCAAGCGGUCCAGCAUCUUGAAAUAUGCGUCCGAGAAGGGCGAACAGGGUGCCCUGGUGAACAGCAUGAACACGCAGUACUACUACUACACGCGCACCAAGGGCCUAUUCCGCAUCUGCUACCCGAAGGAACGCCCUCCCACUGUUGAGACGUACCUCAGCCCCGUGGAGACGCACUGCAUGAACAUCGACUACUUCAUUCCCGACACCGACAACGUGACCAAGAACUUCUCCGAGGAGGCUAUGACUCGCCUACAUAUGGGCCGAGCUGCGAUUGCCCUGUUCAUCGUCUCAUUCUUUGUCGUCUUCAUCGCAUUCUGGACCGGCGUCGCUGGCUGCUGGAGACGCUCCCCUGCCAAUAUCACCAGCACUGCGAUCCUGAUGCUUCUUGCAAGUCUCUUGAGUGCAGGAGCGAUGGGACUGUGGCACGGAGAGGAAUAUUUUGAGAAGGAAAAGGUUGUCGGCGAAGAAUACUACCAGCAGUGGAGCAAUAUUUUGCAAGAACAAACCAAGGUUAGCUACGACUGGUCGAUGGUUCUGGCGUGGCUGAGCGUGGGUUUCUCGUUCAUGUCUUCGGUGCUGUUGUUCGGGGCGACUUGCUGCCUGCGCUCAGAGCGCCAGGCCGAGCAGGACAAGAGCAUUCAGUACAUGAUGCAAGUUUACCCUCAGAAACAGCAGCCGUAUGCUUACGGAUACGCCUACCCAGGACCUUACUACCACGGAGCCGCGUACGGCCCUUACGCUCAGUACUGAUCAGGAAGGGAAGAGAGAAAAAAAGAAGACCAACACAAAAACGAGAGCAUGCCUUCUGCUUGAUGAUGGGUGACUGGGACAAUGCGAGUGAAUGUGUUUCAUAUUUAUGACAACUCCCACAACUCUUGUAAAAGUCGAGUAUUCCGUCGCAGAAAGCAAAAUAUUCACAUCGGAAUAUCUCUUCGAUUUUACUGUAAGAGGCGAGGCUUAUUUUGAAGCCUGUUUUUUUUAAUGUAAGCAGUGCUCUAGAAAUGUAAGUGGAGAAAGUGGCCUUUUUAAUUGAACAACAUCAAUUCCGCUCUCGUAUUUUAAGCUGAUUGCCAUUUUAUCGAAACAUCAGAGGAACAAAAACAUGACUUAAAUAAAGAAAAUAAUAUUUUUCAAGUAAUUUAAAGUGAAUAUAAAAACAAUGGAAGAACACAACGUGUACAUAGACCAGUGAUAGCGGAUAAUUAUCAACUUAAGUUUGCCAAACGCUUCUGUUUGAUGUCUUAUCAAAUAAAGUGUACAAACGUUAAAAUAAAAUUUAUUACAAAAGUAUGAAAUUACGGAAAUAAAA